Molecule: messenger RNA, 2896 nt
Organism: Apodemus sylvaticus (European woodmouse)
Lineage: Eukaryota; Metazoa; Chordata; Mammalia; Rodentia; Muridae
Gene: Itgb2
Product: integrin subunit beta 2
Exons: 16
Coding region: 124-2439 (771 amino acids)
Biological process (GO): integrin-mediated signaling pathway; cell migration; cell adhesion mediated by integrin
Cellular component (GO): focal adhesion; cell surface; integrin complex
Molecular function (GO): amyloid-beta binding; integrin binding
Source: RefSeq, a predicted model, not a curated record
GCAGAGGCCUCAGCGCCUGUGUUCUUCAGACACAACCACAGAGCCAGCUGGCAAGAAGCGGGCAAAGACAUCUCCAGUCAGUCAGAUUCACGGGGUGGAGGCUUCCCGGGCCCGAGAGGGGACAUGCUGGACCCACACUCACUGCUGCUUGCCCUGGCUGGACUGCUCUUCCUGGGAUCUGCUGUGUCCCAGGAAUGCACCAAGUACAAAGUCAGCAACUGUCGGGACUGUAUCCAGUCGGGGCCUGGCUGCUCGUGGUGCCAAAAGCUGAACUUCACUGGAACAGGGGAGCCUGACUCCUUGCGCUGUGACACACGGGCUCAGUUGCUGCUGAAGGGCUGUCCAGCCGAUGAUAUAAUGAACCCCCAGAGCAAUGCUGAUCCAGAGUUCGACCGACCGGGGCAACAGAAGCAGCUAUCGCCACAAAAAGUGACACUUUACUUGCGACCAGGGCAGGCUGCCGCAUUCAACGUGACUUUCCGGCGGGCCAAGGGCUACCCCAUCGACCUGUACUACCUCAUGGACCUCUCCUAUUCCAUGCUCGAUGACCUCAACAACGUCAAGAAGCUGGGCGGGGACCUGCUUCAGGCUCUCAACGAGAUCACUGAGUCGGGCCGCAUCGGCUUCGGGUCCUUCGUGGACAAGACGGUGCUGCCUUUUGUCAACACCCAUCCCGAGAAGCUGAGGAACCCGUGUCCCAACAAGGAGAAGGCCUGCCAACCCCCUUUUGCCUUUCGGCACGUGCUCAAGCUAACCGACAACUCCAACCAGUUCCAGACAGAGGUCGGCAAGCAGUUGAUUUCUGGAAACCUGGACGCCCCCGAGGGUGGGCUGGACGCCAUCAUGCAAGUUGCUGCCUGUCCGGAAGAAAUUGGUUGGCGCAAUGUCACGAGGCUGCUGGUGUUCGCCACAGACGACGGCUUCCACUUUGCCGGCGAUGGGAAACUGGGUGCCAUCCUGACCCCCAACGAUGGCCGCUGCCACCUGGAGGAUAACAUGUACAAGAGGAGCAAUGAGUUUGACUACCCAUCCGUGGGCCAGCUGGCGCACAAACUUUCCGAGAGCAACAUCCAGCCCAUCUUUGCGGUGACAAAGAAGAUGGUGAAAACCUAUGAGAAACUCACAGAGAUUAUCCCCAAGUCAGCAGUGGGGGAACUGUCCGAAGACUCCAGCAACGUGGUGCAGCUCAUCAAGAAUGCCUACUAUAAACUCUCCUCUAGAGUCUUCCUGGACCACACCACCCUCCCGGACACCCUGAAAGUCACCUAUGACUCCUUCUGCAGUAACGGAGCAUCGAGUAUAGGCAAAUCCCGAGGGGACUGUGACGGCGUGCAGAUCAACAUCCCGGUCACCUUCCAGGUAAAGGUUACGGCAUCGGAGUGCAUCCAGGAGCAGUCCUUUGUCAUCCGGGCACUGGGCUUCACGGACACAGUGACCGUGCAUGUCCUUCCCCUGUGCGAGUGCCAGUGCCGAGACCAGAGCCGGGAGCAGAGUCUCUGUAGAGGCAAGGGAGUCAUGGAGUGUGGCAUCUGCAGGUGUGAGUCUGGCUACAUUGGGAAAACCUGUGAGUGCCAGACGCAGGGCCGGAGCAGCCAGGAGCUGGAGGGCAACUGCCGGAAGGACAAUAGUUCCAUUGUGUGCUCGGGGCUGGGAGACUGCAUCUGUGGGCAGUGUGUGUGCCACACCAGUGAUGUCCCCAACAAACUGAUCUUUGGGCGAUACUGCGAGUGCGACAAUGUCAACUGUGAGAGAUAUGACGGCAAAGUCUGCGGUGGCACAGACAGGGGCUCCUGCUCCUGUGGCCAGUGUAAUUGCAAGGAUGGUUUUGAGGGCUCAGCCUGCCAGUGUGACAGGUCCACCAUAGGCUGUCUGAAUGCACGGCUGGUGGAAUGCAGUGGCCGUGGCCGGUGCCAGUGCAACAAGUGUAUAUGUGAUGGAAACUACCAGCCACCUCUGUGCGAUAAGUGUCCCGGCUGCACCUUGCCCUGCCUCAGCAACCACACCUUUUGUGCCGAGUGCCUGAAAUUUGAUAAGGGACCUUAUGAGAAGAACUGUAGCAUUCAGUGUGCCAAUAUGACGCUGCUGCAAACUCCCCCUGUGGAGAAAAAGCCCUGCAAAGAGAGGGACUCGGAGGGCUGCUGGAUAGAGUACACUUUGCAGCAGAAGGACGGAUGGGGCAUUUACAACAUCCAUGUGGAAGACAAUCGAGAGUGUGUGAAAGGCCCCAAAGUGGCUGCCAUCGUAGGGGGCACCGUGGUAGGCAUCGUGCUGAUUGGUGUCCUCCUCCUGGUCAUCUGGAAGGCCCUGACCCACCUGACUGACCUCAGGGAGUACAGACGCUUUGAGAAGGAGAAACUCAAGUCCCAGUGGAACAACGACAACCCCCUCUUCAAGAGUGCCACGACCACGGUCAUGAACCCCAAGUUUGCCGAAGGCUAGAGCAGAGCACGAGAUAGCAAAAUCAAGCAGAUGAGACCCCUCCCCCAGACCACGCCUCCUCCCCUCUGCAAACACCACGUGCCUUACAGCUCACCCCCGUGCCAUGCCUCCAAGGAUCCCAAAACCUGCUCGGUUUCUUUCCGCCGUUAUAUCAAGUCUGCCAGGGUUUCCACGGACUCAUCUUUCGACCUAUACACUUUUGCCACAGAGCCUUAAGAAUUGUUCCGAGUCCCAAGAGGUUCCGCCCACGGUUUUCUUGCGUAUAGAGAGACAGUAGUCUCAGUAAAGGUGGCCCCAACUUAUUUAUAUUUAAACUCAUCAGGGUAUAAAACUACUAUUAUUAUAUUGUUAAUAUCCUGUCCGUUGUAUUAUAUGUGAGUAUAAAACGAUACUCCACGGAUUAUAUCAUAAUCAUGUAUGUAAUAUAAUAAAACUUCCAUCCGUGCUGCCCAUGGAA